Messenger RNA from Lathyrus oleraceus (garden pea), 2182 nucleotides. Its product is annotated as O-fucosyltransferase 20. The record is from RefSeq and is a predicted model, not a curated record. Lineage: Eukaryota; Viridiplantae; Streptophyta; Magnoliopsida; Fabales; Fabaceae. Gene Ontology annotation, cellular component: cytoplasm. Bases 94 to 1782 code for a protein of 562 amino acids. The transcript has 6 exons.
AACACUUUUACUAUAAAAUCACAUAAGAAUCUCUCUAUGUUCUUCUUCUCAAGAACUUCGACAGAAAAAACCAGAAUCUCUCUCUGAUAUUCAAUGGCGAAAUCCAAGAACAAUGCAAAGAAGUUAUCAUACAUAUCAGUUCCAUCACAAAUCAUAAACUCCAUUUCAUCUUCUUCUCUUCAAUCUCUCAUUGAUUCUCCAAAAAAAUCUUCAAGAACUUCAAUCUUCACCACAAAAUCAUCAAUCUGGUUUCUUACUCUAUUUCUUUUUGGAUUCCUUGGUAUGUUCACGAUUGGUUUCAAAACUGACACCCCAUUUCCUCAAAAACCAUGUUCAACAACUCACCAAAAGCUCUCAAUCUCAAAUCAUCAUUCAAAAUCCAAACUUGGUAUUGCUAGUGUUCUCUUAAAGAAAGAGAGAAAAAGUUUUAGAAAUGACCAUAAAGAUGAGUUUUUUGUUUCUCAUGUUGAACUUGGAGCAAAAGGGUCUAGUGGAAUUGAGAAAAAGAGUGAGUUUUGGAAGAAACCAAAUGGUUUGGGAUAUAAACCAUGUUUGAGUUUUAGCAGUGAUUAUAGGAGGCAAAGUGAAAGAGUUUUAAAGGAGAGAAGAAAGUAUCUAAUGGUUGUUGUUUCUGGAGGGAUGAAUCAGCAGAGGAAUCAGAUUGUUGAUGCUGUUGUUAUUGCUAGGAUUCUUGGAGCUUCUUUGAUUGUUCCUAUUUUGCAAGUCAAUGUUAUUUGGGGUGAUGAAAGUGAAUUUGGUGAUAUAUUUGAUCUAGAACACUUCAAAAAAGUUCUAGCAAAUGAUGUGAGAGUGGUUUCAGCAUUGCCAUCAACACACCUGAUGACAAGGCCAAUGGAAGGAAGGCCUCCACUUCAUGCCACUCCCAGUUGGAUCCGUUCGAGAUAUCUCAGACGACUCAAUAGAGAAGGCGUUUUGCUUUUACGCGGCUUGGAUUCAAGGCUUUCGAAGGAUCUUCCUUCUGAUCUUCAGAAGCUUAGAUGCAAGGUUGCUUUUAAUGCAUUAAGGUUUGCGGAGCCGAUUGAGAAACUCGGCAACAAGAUUGCGGAGAGAAUGAAAAGCAAAGGACCUUACCUUGCUCUACAUUUAAGAUUGGAGAAAGAUGUAUGGGUGAGAACUGGUUGUCUACCUGGUCUAAGUCCUAAGUAUAAUGAGAUUGUAAACAAUGAGAGGAUACAAAGACCAGAGCUCUUGACUGCAAGAUCAAACAUGUCUUACCUUCAAAGAAAAAUGGCUGGUUUUUGUCCUUUGAAUGCUAGGGAAGUUACAAGGCUACUAAAAGGUCUAGGAGCUCCAAAAGAUGCAAAAAUUUAUUGGGCUGGAGGGAAACCAUUGGGUGGAAAAGAAGCAUUGCUUCCAUUAAUCCAAGAGUUUCCUAAUUUUUACAACAAGGAAGAUCUUGCUCUGACAGGAGAAUUACAACCUUUUGUAAAGAAAGCUUCUCUAAUGGCUGCCAUAGAUUACAUAGUCUCUGAAAAGAGUGAUGUUUUCAUGCCAUCUCAUGGAGGAAAUAUGGGCCAUGCAAUUCAGGGUUACAGGGCAUUUACGGGACACAAGAAAUUUAUAACUCCAAACAAGAGACACAUGCUUCCUUAUUUUCUAAGUUCUUCACUCUCUGAAGAAGAGUUCAACAGGAUAAUCAAGGAACUGCACCGGAACUCGUUGGGGCAGCCAGUGCAGAGGACUAAUAAGCGUGGAAGGGAUGUUACCAAGUAUCCUGUCCCUGAGUGCAUGUGUAAUAAUCACUCACAUUCUCAAUCCUGAUUUACAAAUUAACACCAAAGCUUUUGGUACAUGAAUGUUACAGUGCAACUGAACAAGGUAUCGAUUGCUAUUUUGGACGGUUGUUGCAUUUCGUAGAUUCUAUGUUGCAUCGACACUCCAAGUUAAAAGCAUGUCUGAUGUCUUACAUGUUUCGUGUCUAGCACCACCGACACGACGACGACAUGUUUUUAGUAGUUUAUAGAACAGAUCAUUUUUUGAUUCUUCAUACAAAGUAUUCUCUUUUUUCUGUGUGAUUCUGGUUACUACGUUGUAUAGAUAAUUGUGGAUAUUUGUAUAAAUUACAAUAGAUAGAGAAUACAAGUUAGAAGAAAAACACUGUAAAAGUUGUGAUGGUUGGUUGUUUCAGAAAGGUUAAAAAUGUGCAAUAGAAAGUUACCUU